GAUAAUCAAACAUGGCCGCGGUUUGUUUGAAUCGUCUACUGUUCGGUAAAUAUUAGUUUUAAAAUCGACAUGUUUAACUGAUGGAAACAACACAACCAUGUCCAGGGAUUAUGCAACAAAUUACUCCAUGGGGAGUGACACCUCUAAAGAUGACACUGCCAUCGCUAAUGAGCUACUGAAGCGAGUCAACUUGCCACCGGUCAAUGACCUUUCAGAAUGCACGUCAUCUAUCUUUGUUGCACUCUGCGAAGGUAUUCUGGGUGAUCCUUUGCAAGGUAUAUCCUACGUGCCAAUCACUAAAGAAGAUGAGAUCCACAAUGUCCAGUUGGUCGUUGACCACCUGGGGGACAAGGUACUCCACUGUGAUCUGUCUCACAUCGACGGUCGGGCUGUCGUUGAGGGGGAUCGAGUCGCCAUGCAGUACCUACUGGAGAUUCUACUGGGCGUCAUGGACUACAUCAUGGGAGGGAUUGACAGUGAAGGAUCGGCGACCGACUUUGAAGAUGGUGAUCUCGUCGACCCAGAUACAAUGACAAGGGGGACGGUAUCUGCCAUCACGGACGUCUUGAGGGAAGAGUUCGGACACAGAGGCGGGAAAGACAAUUAUUACGGACCACCAUCUAAUGCAUAUGAAAGGCCCUACGAAAGCCACACCAUUAGUGACAUAUCAAAACACUUAAGCCAGCCUAACAGCCAGUCAGAAGGCGACUCCACAGCUGAGCUCAUCAAGCUUGGUACGAAAGAUGCCUCGUCACGGGACGUCCCUCAACGAGACAUCCCUCAGCGAGACUUCCCUCAGCGAGACAUUCAAACCUCAGGAGCAAUCUCAGUUAGAGAUUCCUCAAGAGACAUGCCAGAUGUCCAGCCAUCAAAGAGGAUCGGUUACAUCCCUGACUCUGAUGACAGACCAAGGAAAACCUUGCCGUCAAGCCCCACAGCUUCAGGGGUUGUUGACUCGACCACUAGAUCCCCAAGCAGACAGAAAGAGGAUCUUACUCUACAGGAUUUGUCCGGCAGUUCAUUCUCAUCAGUCUCCUGGCCCAAGCCCCCACCUACUACUCAUGUAGUCUCCGACCACCAGCCGCUUAAUGAGUUUGAUAGCCUUGGUCUGAGACCAAGACCAGCCUUUACUAAGGACAGACCAGCCAGUGAUGCUUACGGGGCUACUGACAGCCUGCUAGGGAGCCUAAGAGAGGGAAGUCGACAGCACCAUAUACACACCCAUCAUCAUUAUCAUCCUCCAGUAGGCAGCAAGCCCUCCACCAGCACAGGUCCCCCAAAGUCUCCCCCACAUGCCACCCUCUCAAGACCCCCAGUGUCUGGGGGGACAUCAUCAGCGGGUAGCUCUCCAUCGACGGGAAUCGGAGAGAGAGAAGAGUACAGAGGUUCUGUGUGGCGUGAGCGUCUUGCGGCCCGGGAUACAGACCUCCCCACCUCAUCGGACUACAGACCGAGGCAGCGCUACCCAGCCACACUCCACUCCACCUACCCUGCUCCGGCUCAGCGUAGACCCACGAGCAGUGCCUCUCUCAGGGGUGGCACAUCCUCCAGACAGCAGUCACACCCACCAUCCAGACAACAAGGCAACGUCUUCAUGGAUGAUGCUGAGGAGGUUUGGAGACGGAGUGCAUCAAGACGAGAAGAGGAGCCCAUCUUACCACCCCGGCCAAGGCGAGUGGCUUUUGAAGACGACAUCAGAGACAGUUCACACAGAUCCUUCUUUCGGGAGAUCCUCGGCCCUUACACAUCUCAUGAUAGGCAUGAAAGCAGUGACAGCGAACAAGACUCGGAUAUUGACGUCUUAUCUCAGUGCAGUGACAGUGCUGUAGAUUACCAGCGACUGGGUACCAGCUAUCCAACAUCCCCCAUCCAUGACGACCGCAAAUACCUUCCCCCGAGAAGCACCACCAGGGACCAACCAAUCCGGGAACCGAGCAGCAAACAGUACGAUCUUAGACCGCGAUCUCAGCGCUCGAAAACAGCAACGCAGCGGCGACAUCCUCCUCAGAGACCCAAGAGUGUGCUGCUGCCUGUGCCGAGUAGUCGCAGUCACAGAGUGAGAUUCGAAGAGGCUCUUGAGGCAGACGCUACCGGACCGAUGGGAAGAAUCAGGAAGAAACUCAACAAGGAGAACAGAAAACAAUCCAGGCAGAAAGAGGUUCUUCGUUACGUCUAUGAAAGUAAUCUCCAAGAAGCCAAGAGUGGACUGAAGAAACAGAUAAAUAGAAAUAAGAGUGUCUUAGAUAAACAAGAUGCUGAAUACAAGAAGGUUUUCAGCGGUCCCAAGACAAGCAAGUACCAGCCAGCCACUAAAUACAACACCAAGGUCACAACAGACAGGCUUUCCCGUUCCAGAUCCAAGGCUCCGAGUUCCAAACGCAAGAGAAGUGCCUCAUCAAGUCCCACCAUGCAUCGGCACAAGAGAUUAAGCAUCGGUGAGGAUGAGAUGUUGCCGACCGUCAUGCAGGAGUUUCCAUUCCUCCACGUCUCACCUCAGACGGCUCAUGAUAUGUGGGCUAAGCAGAUGAGACAGAUGGAGCAGCUUACCAAGAUGGGGAUUGACCAGCAAUACAAGAAGACCAAGACACAGCUCAAGAUGGAGGAGGCGGAGAAGCGCCAAGACGUCCUUCUGCGGAUCAUGAAGAAGGAGCUCGGACACAACCAGAGAAUGAGAGAGAUCAAGGAGACGCAAGCCAAAGACCGAGCCGUCCAGACCAAGGUACAGGAACAGCGACAGGUCAACGCCCGAGCCCGUCGCUACUACGAGGAAUUCCGCCUUCGUUCUAAAUCACGGAUGAUGAAGAGAAAGACUCGAGAAGAGCAGAUCUUUAAGCGACUCUUUGAGGACGGUCUGAAAAUCCAGAAAGCUCGAAUCCAUGACUUGAGAAACUACGCCCGGGAAAAGCGAGAAGAGUCAUCCCGAAGACAGCAGGACGAGAUAGACUCGCUGGAAAAUUACUAUCGUAACCAGUUUAGUAUGCUAGCUGAAGCCAUCGCUACUGAGAGAUACGAGCUGCAGGUCAGAGACACGGCACAGACAAAGGUGAUGGAGAGGAUGAAGAGGGACAUGAGACGGAAGAUGGAGCAGGAGAUCCGAGACGUCCAAGAGCAGAUGUACCAAGAUGAAGACACAGAAUACUUCAGGCAGCUGGAGGCCGACAGGUUGAGAGGGGAUCUACAGGUGGCGUCUUACAAGACAAUGAUUUAAGGAUUACAAGAUUAACUGUAGAUCAAGAAGGAUUUAAGGGAGCAUCGCGAAAGUGCAGCAUGUUCCAGGAGCGAAGAAACGUUCCCAAGGACUAAACUUUUUUUAGUGACUGGCCAGCAGGACCAGUAAGCUUGUCAUUUCCACUAGUCUGCCAGCUUUUUUACUAGUCAAUAUUUUAAAUGAAAUAGGGAUGCCUUUUAACACUGAACUAGCCAGUGAACUAACGAGGUGUUCUUAAAGGUAGGUGUUCUUAAAGGUAGUGGACACUAUUGGUAAUUACUCAAAAUAAUCAUUAGCAUAAAACCUUUCUUGGUGACUAGUAAUGGG
Molecule: messenger RNA, 3535 nt
Organism: Asterias rubens (European starfish)
Lineage: Eukaryota; Metazoa; Echinodermata; Asteroidea; Forcipulatida; Asteriidae
Product: centrosomal protein of 95 kDa-like
Exons: 21
Coding region: 98-3208 (1036 amino acids)
Cellular component (GO): centrosome; spindle pole
Source: RefSeq, a predicted model, not a curated record